Pseudogymnoascus verrucosus is the source of this 3366-nucleotide messenger RNA. RefSeq lists its product as uncharacterized. NCBI's taxonomy places the organism in Eukaryota, Fungi, Ascomycota, Leotiomycetes, Thelebolales, Thelebolaceae. The coding region runs from base 323 to 3208 and encodes 961 amino acids. The transcript has 4 exons. Gene Ontology annotation, cellular component: endoplasmic reticulum; membrane. Gene Ontology annotation, biological process: protein O-linked glycosylation via mannose. The record is from RefSeq and is a predicted model, not a curated record. Gene Ontology annotation, molecular function: dolichyl-phosphate-mannose-protein mannosyltransferase activity.
CACAAUCCACACAUAGCUCGUACUCAAUCUUGGCCCCAACUCCUUUCUUCACACAACCAACCUGGGCCUUCUGCUCAGCGAAGACGAUUUACUACUCUACCUGCCUUUUUAUCUCCUUCAGAUGGAGUCUUUUUAAUUCUAGCACUUCUUCUUCUUUACAUUACUUUCGUUAACUACAAUUGGGAGUGUUCAGUGUUCAGUUUGCGGAUCCAGGGGCCACUUUAGAGCCUUCCGUGGAAGCGUGUCUAGCCUGGUUCUAUUUUAAGGAUCGCCAUAUUCUUCUUCCUCAUCGCAUCGGUGCUUUCACAGCUGCACAAUCAGAAUGGCGAAAUCGAAGAAUGCUCGCUCGUCGCCGAGUGCUGUGCCUGCCAGCGAGGGUGCACCUCUCAUUCCAGUGCCGACGCAAGUCCAAGUUCCAGUCCCAGUCGUCGCGACCGUGAAGAAAGGCGCCAUCAAGCGCAAUGACUACACGUCGGAUGGGGUCAAGGACAAUGAUGUCUUCAACCUGCCGGGAUCUGACUACAGAGUCAUGAUCUUCGUGACAGUGAUUGCUGCCAUUGUCAGGCUGUUCCGGAUAUAUCAGCCAAGCAGCGUUGUGUUCGACGAAGUCCACUUCGGCGGCUUCGCAUCCAAAUAUAUGAAGGGAAAGUUCUUCAUGGACGUCCACCCUCCGCUCGCCAAACUUCUAUUGACGCUGGCCGGAUUCAUGGCUGGCUUCGACGGCAACUUCGACUUUAAGGAGAUCGGCAAGGAUUAUAUUGAGCCUGGUGUACCAUACGUGGCCAUGAGAAUGCUGCCGGCAAUCUGCGGUAUUCUGCUCGUGCCAGUCAUGUUCCUCACACUGAAGGCUGCUGGCUGCCGCACUAUGACCGCUGGCUUGGGCGCUGGACUCAUUAUCUUUGAGAACGGACUCCUCACUCAAGCACGUCUUAUUCUUCUCGACUCUCCUCUUAUGAUCAUGACUGCCAUCACUGCGUUGGCGUUCACAUCUUUCACAAACCAGCAAGAACAAGGUCCCGCGAAGGCUUUCCAGCCAAGCUGGUGGUUCUGGCUUGCCAUGACCGGUCUAGGUCUUGGUGCAACUGCCAGUGUGAAGUGGGUCGGCCUUUUCACAAUUGCCUGGGUUGGCAGCUUGACUGUUGUUCAACUCUGGGUUGUGCUCGGUGACUAUAAGAACGUCACCCCAAGACUACUCUUCAAGCACAUCCUCGCCAGAGUGUUUUGCCUGAUCUUGAUCCCGGUAACAUUCUACAUGGCAAUGUUUGCUAUUCACUUCCAGAUCCUUCAGAACCCUGGUGAGGGUGAUGGAUUCAUGAGCUCCGAGUUCCAGGCCACUCUGAACUCCAAAGGCAUGAAGGACGUCCCCGUCGAUGUUGCCUUGGGAAGCCGAGUCAGCAUCAGACAUCACAACACCCAGGGAGGAUACCUUCAUUCCCACAACCUGAUGUACCCCGGUGGCAGCAAGCAGCAGCAGAUUACUCUUUACCCCCACAAGGACGAGAACAACGUCUGGCUUCUGGAGAACACUACGCAGCCACUCGAUGUCAAUGGCGAGAAUAUCAACGGCUCCUACGCUUGGGAUACCAUUUCUCCCCCUGCCUUCUUGAAGGAUAACGACGUUAUCAAGUUGUUCCACAUUCCUACCAACAGACGCCUUCACUCUCACGAUGUUCGCCCACCUGUGACUGAGGCUGAUUGGCAAAACGAAGUUUCCGCCUACGGCUACGAAGGGUUUGAGGGUGAUGCGAAUGAUUUCUUCCGCAUUGAGAUCGUUAAGACCAAGUCCGAAGGGGAGCUAGCAAAGGAGCGUGUUCGCACUAUCCAGACAAAGUUCCGCCUCAUUCAUGUCAUGACUGGCUGCGCCCUUUUCUCUCACAAGGUCAAGUUGCCUGAUUGGGCUUCCGAGCAACAGGAAGUGACCUGCGCAAAGCAGGGCACCCUGCCAAACAGCAUCUGGUUCAUCGAGCAGAACGAGCACCCUCAGCUCGGAGCUGACGCAGAAAAGGUCAACUACAAGAACCCCGGUUUCCUUGGCAAGUUCUGGGAGCUGCAAAAGGUUAUGUGGCAGACCAAUGCCGGCCUUGUCGAGUCUCACGCCUGGGACUCCCGUCCAAUGUCGUGGCCCAUCCUGGAACGCGGUAUCAACUUCUGGGGCAAGGACCACCGUCAAAUUUAUCUCAUUGGAAACCCCAUCAUUUGGUGGUCAUCUACCCUGGGUGUUGCCAUCUUCGCCCUUUUCCAGGGCAUUGCCGUUUUAAGAUGGCAGCGUGGCUACAAGGAUUUCAACAAUUCGACCUUCAAGCGAUUCAGCUACGAAAUCGGCACCUCCAUCCUGGGCUGGGCUUUCCACUACUUCCCCUUCUACCUCAUGCAGCGUCAGCUGUUCUUGCACCACUACUUCCCAGCCUUGUACUUUGCUGUUAUGGCGCUUUGCCAGACUUACGAUCAUAUUACCAACCGCAUCCCAGGAAUUGGUCUCCGUGAGAACCCAAUAAUUGGCAAGCUCGGUGCUGUUGUUUUCUUGGGUCUCAGCAUGGUUGCCUUUGGCCUGUACUCGCCUCUGGCAUAUGGUAACCCGUGGACCCAAUCCGCAUGCAAGCAGGUGAAGCUGUUCAGCAAGUGGGAUUGGGACUGCAACACUUUCCACACCACCUAUGAUCAAUACAAUGUCAAGCAGGUGCAAUCCCCAGUUGCCAACGUUGCGCCAACCUCCGCGCCGGCACCACCGGCAGCUAUCCCGGAAGCCAAGGUCGAGGAACAAGCUCAGAAGCCAAUCGUUGAGCAAGAGCAACCCGUGAUGUCUGUCGCCCCUGUCUACAGCGAGGCACCGAUCCUUUCCGGCAGCCAGAGCGUGGUUUCUCGCGAGGAGAGAGUCGAGUACCGCGACCAAGACGGCAACCUCCUCGACGCGGAGCAGGUCAAGGCUCUUUCAGGCAAAGUCAGCUUCCAGACCCGUUACGAGACACGCACCCGCAUCGUCGAUGCGUCUGGUGUUGUGAUUGAGCAGGGCGAGGCUUCUGUUGCCCCGCCGCACCCUGAUGUUGAUAAUGUUGACCCCGAGACCGUUGCUGUCCCGGAGAAGGAGGCUGAGGCUGCGCCAGCGUCGCAGAGCAAGGCGGAGGAGGACCUCGUGAAGGAGGCGGCGAUUGAGAAUGCUAAGAAGGGGGAGGCUAAGCCUGCGAGCGAUGUGCAGGAGGCUACGGUAUAAAAUAUUUCAUUUGUUUAAGGGGGAUGGGUAACGACGAGGGCUUGGCGGUGAUAGGUUCUACUUGUAUAUCAGAUCAGUAAUAUUUAUGUGAUUUAUGUGAACACCAGUAGAAAUAAAUCGUAAUUUAUAGUGCUCGUGGCUCUUAAAAGUUUAGAGAG